UGUGUUUAAGUCUCUAUGGUCCCUUCACUCCUUGUCAGCUUGUCUGUGUAAUCCCUUGUGUUCUUCUCGUGCUAUUUAAUUUCCUGUUGGAUUUACUACCUGCUAUGGAUUAUCUGUUCUGUUCCUGUCUUAGUUCCUUAGUUUUCCUCGUGUAUAUUUUUCCUAUUUACCAUGCUCCUGGAUUCCUUUCUGCCAUCUGGUUCACCAAACUGACCCUAGCUAUCUUCCAGACUGCUAGCCUCUAUCCUGCCUCCCAUUCAGUGAGCUUCCGGCAAGCAUCCAGGUCGGCUAGCCUCCGGCAAGCAUCCAGGUCGGCCAUCCCUGCCAAGGCCUUGCCUGUUCCCACAUCAGGGGUCCCAGCCGAUGCCCCGCCAGUUCCUGAGCCAGCCAUUCCUGCCAACAUCCUGUCUGUUUCUGAGUCGUCCAUCCCUGCUGAUUUUCCUGUCCCAACCGACAUCAACCCUGUCCCUGAGUCAGCUGACAUCAAGCCUGCUCCUGAUCACCCAUCGGCACUAUGGCUGACCCCAGCUCCUGAUCUCCAGUUGCCUGCAUCCUUCCCCAACCUGCAGCUGACAGCUCCUGCCCUUAACCCUGCCUUGAUCUGCAACUGUAUCUUUUGGUACUGGCUAUCUCACCUGUGUCUUCGUCAGUCUCCAGAGCAGUCCCGUCUAUGGCACUGGCCUCCAAGUAUUCAUCCAGAGAGGCUGGUCGGCCUCCAGUUUUUGUUCUCGAGGGGACCAACCUCCACCAACACCCUCCCUAGACCUCCUGUUUGGUCUGACCUUCGCUGUCACCCUCCUGUUCGACCCCCAGAGGGGUCCCUCUGUCGGCCUCCAGAGGGGACCCACUGUUGCCAUCCUGCUAGGCUUCCAGAGGGGAAUCGCCUUCUAUGCCGCCCCCCUCCUCAGCCUCCAGGGAGAUCCUACCUUCGCAUUGGUCUCCAAAUACAGUCUCCCUGUCUGAAGCAGACCUGCUUUUGACCCUGCUUUUGUCUCCGCCCUCCUGAGCAGUCCUACCUUCGCCUCUCCCUUUGCCUGUCUGCCCCUGAACUGCCCACCCAAGGUCUCCUGCAUCAUUCCUCUU
Molecule: messenger RNA, 1083 nt
Organism: Xiphias gladius (swordfish)
Lineage: Eukaryota; Metazoa; Chordata; Actinopteri; Istiophoriformes; Xiphiidae
Exons: 2
Coding region: 105-980 (291 amino acids)
Source: RefSeq, a predicted model, not a curated record